This is a messenger RNA of Umbelopsis ramanniana AG, 3076 nucleotides long. RefSeq lists its product as uncharacterized. Lineage: Eukaryota; Fungi; Mucoromycota; Umbelopsidomycetes; Umbelopsidales; Umbelopsidaceae. Gene Ontology annotation, biological process: intracellular protein transport; retrograde vesicle-mediated transport, Golgi to endoplasmic reticulum; Golgi organization. The record is from RefSeq and is a predicted model, not a curated record. Gene Ontology annotation, cellular component: COG complex. The transcript has a single exon. The coding region runs from base 171 to 3041 and encodes 956 amino acids.
GUCCGUACCUUGUUCGUUAUCUAUAUGAUUCUGUCUAUCAGCUAAUAAUAAAGAAUACGAAUGCAAUCUGUAUAUCUUUUGCUUUGACGGUUAGACGAUCAGGUCCCAAUGGCGGAGUUUGACAGAUCAUUCAGUCAAAGCAGCGAGGUUGCACGACGACAAGAAGGGCUAUGGCCGAUUUGUCCACUAAUUCAGAGAUCCCGGACGUGGGCUCGUUUUCAAAGCCUGACUUCGAUGUCAAAAGCUGGAUUAACCACACCAUCAAGUCGGUGGCAAAGGACAAAGACCAUCCGCUGACCAGUUCAGCUCAUACUGAAGAACAAACCAAUGUCAUGGUCACUCGCCUUCAACUUCUUGGGUCUCAAAUCUCACAGCAAGUCUCACAAACCACAGACGAAGUUAUACAGAGCAUACCUCUUAUUUUAUACGACAUGCAGCUUAUGAAGAACCAGGUGACGUCCAUCAAAUCUGGUAUUGAAGCGGUCCGUCGCGACAUGAACGAUGACAAGAAUGGCAACCGAAGUGCGAUCCAAAGACUUCGACAGCUCGAUUUGGUCAAGACGCGCAUGGAACAAUGUAGAACUGCGCUACGAGAGACAGAGAACUGGAGUAAUCUUGAACAGGAGACUAGAGCAACCAUUGAGACAGGGGAGUUUACAAAGGCAGCUGCUCAGUUGGCUAGUGCGCAGAAGAGCAUUAGCGUUUUUCAGAAUACACCAGACUUUGAGAAGAGGAAAAGUUUGUUGAAUCAGUUGCAAGAAGAACUUAAAAAUGCUAUACGGCCGCAGUUGGAUCUCGCGUUGAAGGAACAUGACGCCGUCACUUGUCACAACCUGUACAAUGUCUGCGCUCAAAUCGCUUUGCCCGAAGCUUACCUUGACGCCUAUUUCGAAUACUGCCAAAAACCCAUCGUACGACUCUGGGAGUCUGCUAAUUUGGUUGAGGAAUCUGAAAAUGCAAAGGUCACGUUUGAAGAAUUCCUUUCCAACUUUUUCAAAGAAUCCUUCAUCCUCAUCAGCGAGGAGUAUAACUGGUGUAGGAGUGUGUUCCCUGAUCCUCGGGAAGCCAUGCAAGCUUUUGUCCAAUAUCUCUUUUUAAAUCUCUCACCUUCGUUUGGCGAGCGCAUUUCGAAAGUACAAACGUAUUACGGCAACAACAGUCUUGCUCAUAUGGCCAACUUGUUUCAAGUGACAGAAGGUUUUGGUCUAUCACUUGAACGGCUAUUUUCGAAAUCCGUAGUGGCAGCAGCUGAAAAUGAUUCGCCUUCUGGCCACCGUAGAUCUGGUUCAAUUUCAGCACGACGCAAGAGUCAGCAGAUGAUGUCGCUCCCUUUGGCGCUUAGAACUUCCACAAAUAGUGAGCAAGAAGGAUGGUCUUAUGUAUUUUACGACCCUUUCUUGCAGAUACAGUCUCAAUUUGGCGAAAUUCAAAAAAAGCAGUUGGAGGCAAAAGCAACUGUCCUUGUACACAAGUUGGAAGCAAAACGAGGAGGUCUUGACAUCUCCCAGAUCCUGUCAUUCAAGUCAUCCGAUGCCUUCGACCUUGCGCGAGAAGCGAUUGAUGUCUGUCUCAAAUUGACCCACGGCUUUGCAGCGGCUGGACUGCUGAAGGAUUUGAAUGACUACUUUGUGUUUCUGACAAAUCAACUGUUGGCCAUGAUAAGUAAGCUAAAUCAAGAGGAAUCUGAUAAACGGAUCGAGCCUGUAAACGACAGCUCUCUCUCGGAUGAUGAUGAUGACCUUGCAGCUAUCCAGGACCAAGGCGACUGGUCACGAUUUCAAAAUGGAUUACGACUUUUGGCCAUUUGUAAAACCAUGAGCCAAGACCUUAGCUCAUUUGAAGGACAUGUGCAACAUAGCCUGGAAACGGUCAGAGACAUUGUAGAGGACAAGGAGCACGAUGAUAAAAGCUCAGACUUGGUUUCACCCAAGUCGACUCGACCGCCAUCCACUGGACCAUUCUCUGGUGGGCCUCAGUCCCGAGAGCAUAAGCGAUCUAGUGCUAGUUUUGAUUCUGCACCAGGUAAACUCAUUCGACGAGAAAGUGCAUCCUUUAAGCAAGCACUCAUGGCAGAACACCAUAACCCGCGGUAUCCAAGGGCCUCAGUGUCGUUGUUGAGGUCAUCUGCUUUGAACAGUUUCGAACUUCACCGACUAAUGUCCAGCAUUUCCAUGAUAACCGAAGAGGAAUCUGAACAAGCAACGACACAAAUUCGCUUCCUGUCUGCUGCCCAUCAAGCGAUCACAGCCUUUGCCUUGGCGUGUCAGACGAUUGUUUUCGACGUGGUGCUUAAUCCUGUCACGGACAACUUUAACAAAAUGGCUGAGAUGAACGAUGUUUGGACCGCCGAUGCUGAAGAAGAUGGUUACGAGGCUCGAGCUGCAGAUGGUAUAGAGCUACCUCAGUUCAGUCAGGCUCCUAGCGAAUACAUCACCAGAGUUGGAGAACAAUUACUCGUUCUUCCUCAGCAAUUUGAAGUAUACGCUGACGAUGAAGCUCUGGCGUUCAUGAUUGAUAAACUUCCUCAUAUUCAGAAAGACCAGCCAGUGGAUCAAGACACAUCCUCCCAAGACGAAACGGCGGAUCAAGUCAAUGUAGAAUUCGAUAAUGGCGUGAACACAGCAGAAGAUAUGGAUGCGUCAAUUUACUCCGAGCACAUUACGGCAUCGCCAUCGCCUUUACCAGGUGUAUCUGAGAGGCCGAUUUCACCUCAGGAAGAUUUACUGGCUGAAGUCAUUUUGCAAAAGUGGACUCUCGCCAUAUGUCAUGGCACCAUGCAGUCACUCAUAGAUCACAUCUCUGUCGACAUCCGUGCUUUGUCGCCUCAAGGAUCUCAGCAACUUCGUGUAGAUAUAGAAUACCUGGUCAACGUCUUAUCGGCUUUGGAUGUUAGACCCUCUCCCACCAUCAUUCAGCUUCAUAUGUUAUUGGGCUUGCGUGAUAACGAACUCAGUGAUCGACUAAAAGAUGACAAAGACGAUGCAGAUAAACUACUACAAAGGGUAGCUAGAUUAAGAGGCAUUCAGCUUUUGAAAUUGUAAGAAUUCUCUAUACCCUCUUUUAUUUUUGAUGGAAU